Messenger RNA from Phytophthora nicotianae INRA-310, 2538 nucleotides. RefSeq lists its product as hypothetical. The transcript has a single exon. Bases 413 to 2335 code for a protein of 640 amino acids. Gene Ontology annotation, cellular component: nucleolus; TRAMP complex. The record is from RefSeq and is a predicted model, not a curated record. Gene Ontology annotation, molecular function: poly(A) RNA polymerase activity; mRNA binding. Lineage: Eukaryota; Oomycota; Peronosporomycetes; Peronosporales; Peronosporaceae. Gene Ontology annotation, biological process: RNA 3'-end processing.
AGCGCCGUCACCAGCGUGGGAUUGUCAGACUCAGUAUCGGAUGGUCUUGUUCGCUGGUCAAAAGUGUGGCGGGGCGCGAAGGUGGCGAAUAUUGUUGGGCUUUGCCGAUACUUUGGUGCUUGGUGCUCUUCAGGUUUAUGCCGUUGGCACCAGUCAUCCCUGCUGGCUCCACGCCGCUUCACAAAAGAUCUCUUCACGUCGCGAAAGAGACCCGACUACAUUGCGGGAGAAGAAGCAUGAGGUGGUGCACACUACUUACGUGUUCUACACCAUUUGACAUGUCUCCGCUUACUUCCGAUCUCCUUGUCCAGUGCUUGAACUGUUGCAUCCCACGCUCCGUCUCCACAAUACAAAGCCCGAGUCCGACAGACCUGACGCGCGUUCCCCUCCAUCCAAGCCCCAGCAGCGCCACAUGAAGCCUCGCGACGCCGCCUUCGUGGUGGACCACCGGCGACAGCUCAGCACGACGCGCAGAGACGAUGGUAAGCCCAAGCAGAAGCGCAAAGCCGCCGCAUUCAAUCAGCGUCCGCCUUCUCCGUCUCCUGCGUCAUCCAAGGCCUUCGCGCCCCCCGCUCCGUCGUCAACCAAGAAGCAGAACAAAAAGAAAGAAAACAAAGAAAAGAAGACGCCACUGCAGGAAGCCGCGGAUCUGCUACGCCAGGAGAGCGUCAAAAGCCGCAACCACAAGCUCGUGUUGGCCCCGACGUCGAGCUCUGCGACCUACUCGACCUCCUUCUCAGUAUCUAACAACUUUCCCAGUUGGGGAGCCAAGCACAAGAAGGAGGAGACGAUAAAGACGACGCUGAUGGCAAUGCAGGCCGAUCGCACAGUGACAGACGCGCUCCAUGAGGAAAUAUUGGCGUAUACUAAGUAUACCAAGGAGACGGUGGACACGAUGGCUGUGCACAUUGAACAGAUGAUCGCCAACGUGCGCGCGAGUGUGCAAUCACUCUGGCCACAGUCGAAAGUGGAGACGUUCGGGUCUUACUCGACAGGCAUUUGGCUGCCCAGUAGCGAUGUGGACCUCGUGAUACUGGACGUAGUGGAAGUGAACGACUCAAAGUUGACGGCCAAACAUUUAAGACAACUGGCGAAAGUUCUGGAGAAGAAGAAGUGGGUCGAGUCGCUGCUGUGCUUGGAUACGGCCAAAGUGCCCGUGUUAAAGCUUGUUAGUGCUGAAACGUCUGUGCCCAUUGACAUCACAUUCGAGUCGGCUGCUACACACAGCGGAUUACUCGCACGCGACCUCAUUAAGCGUUACGCGGACAACAUGCCUGAGCUGUAUCCACUGGCGAUUGUGUUUAAGCAACUCCUGCGCGAACGCGACUUGAAUGAUGCAUACACGGGAGGACUCAGUUCGUAUUCCGUGGUGCUAAUGAUUAUCCACUUCUCGCAGUUGUGGAGGAAUGGAGAUUUAUGCUUCGAAGCUGCGUCAAUUUAUGCAUCGGGGUCAUUGCCACCUGCACCAUCCAAGAUGCAGGCUCAAAAGGCAGCACGAAUACAGGCCGGGUUAGGCGGUAGUAGUGAGAACAAAGCUCAGCGUUCAGGAACAGGGACAGCAGGUGCUAAGAGUGCAUUGAAGAAGUCAGCGUCGCUGCCAUUACCAGCUUCAACUUCAUCUUACGCAGAGAUUGUGGCAAAGCAACAAGCUAUAGACGAUUCCUUGCGAAAAGCUUCUGAACCACGUUUCAGCUACGCUGCAGUUGCAGCAGGUAUCGCUAAAGUAUCAGAGAAGACAAAACUUGCAGGACCGCCAUCUAGCUAUGCUGCGGCGGUGACUGCACCUGUUGGGUCAUCCUCCUCAGCAGCAAAACGCAAGAGUCUUAUUACUCAGAAGGCGUCACAGACUCAUUCGUUGGAUUCGAUUAGCGUAUCGAGCAGCAAUGCGGACACAGAAGACUCGAGCUCUUCGUGCAGUCAUUCUUCCUCAGCAGAUAGUGACGACGAAGUGCAGCCCCAGCAGAAACCUCCUGAAUCGCUUGGCCAACAUCUGUUGAUGAUUCUCGAGUUCUUCGGCAUCAUAUUCGACUACCACAAGAAUGGGCUUUCGGUGCGCGAUGGAGGAUAUAUCUACAGACUCGCAGACAAUCACCGCUCGCACAUCGGCAAGCCAGCGCUGGUGAUUGAGGACCCGAUCCAUCCAGAUCGCAACGUAAGCGCCAGCAGCUUUGCGUUUCCAAAGGUGGUUGCUCUGUUUGAAGACUCGUACUAUGCGCUGAAGUACUUUCGCGCGUCCAAGUUCACACCGUCGGCGCUGAGCUGUUUGCUCAGUACAUCAGGUCACACGAGUCAUACCAACCACAGCCACAACAAAGUGCAAGCAGUUCGAUCAUAGCGCCAAGUCCCCAAUUUAGUAAAAACCUGAGCAUGGAAGUGGAACAGGAAGUGGCCAUCCAUGUUGUACAAGAUUUGCGAGUCACGUUGAAAGAUGCAAAAAAAAAAACGAGUAGUUAGUAAGUUGUAGUCUAGCAGAAGUAAAUACACGCCGUUAUGGUUAAUGAAUCCAGUCCAGGACACUAGGCCAUUCUUUUUGAGUUA